Messenger RNA from Ambispora gerdemannii, 2055 nucleotides. The record is from the annotation of a GenBank genome assembly. Lineage: Eukaryota; Fungi; Glomeromycota; Glomeromycetes; Archaeosporales; Ambisporaceae.
AUGAACAGUGAGGAACCUAAUUUCACGUCCUUCUCCCCACCACCGCCUGUAAACAAUAACUCUUCUGCAACAACAGCAAAGACGUCGCCCACUACGCCCCAUCAGAGACCUUCGUCUCACACGGGCUUAAGUACUAUUGUAAAAGCUCAAAUAUCGUUCUUGUUGUCAACGCUCACUGCUGACAAUUACGCUCAAAAGGUUGCAGAAAUUGAUUCAUUGAUAGAGCAGCACGGUCACGACAUUUAUUUCCACUUAUUACGUAGACUGCUCAUUGCAAACCAAUCAAAAAUCUUCAACACCGGGAAUCGCAGUAACUCGGAAGUUAUUAUUUACAGUUCCCUCGACUACCGUUUGUUGAUUGACAAAGUCAAACAGUCAGCGAGCAAUCCAACGCUUUCGGCUGUUUUUUGUGACGCUUUAAAUUCCAUCGAUAAUAUCGAUUCAUUCCGUAACUUUGAUCUCAAUCGUUUCUUGGAUCAAGUUGGAUUGAAUCCCGUCGAAAAAGUAUCGCUAAGCAUUUCUUUGCUAUCAGCGACUAAAAAAGAGAUAGAAGAGAAAGAAAUUAUAACAAAUAAUUUUGACCCACUUGUCGAGGCAUUACAAGAUCCUUCUAUUCAGAGAAACACAUCACAUCAGCUUCUCCACCAUUUACUUGUUUUUUUCAAGUCAUAUCAGGCUGAGAGUCUUUCUAUUGCAACCCAACAACUUGACGCUCCAGCUGAAGCAGCUAGAUCUAAAUUUGCCUCAAAACCUGUACCUCUUGUUUUACUUCCUCUCUUAAAUAAUAACAAAGCAAUAACGGCAAGCGAUUUUUCUCAAGUGAAAAUGGAAGAUAAUACUACUAUUACUACAACCAAUUCGAAUGUUUCAUUGGCAAAAGUCAUGUUGGAUAUGGGUUAUAGUUGUUGUGAAUCACCAACGGCUGUUCGUAAUCUUCUUGGUCAAUUUGGUGACUCGGGCAAUGCCAUUCAAGAAAAAGAUGUUGCACAAGUCUUGGGUAUGAUGGCAGGGACGCCUACCGAGAGCCAAAAUGCGGGUAAUAUGCCUUGGAAUCCGAAUGCUGAAGCUAGUGAGACCCAGAGAAAAGAGAGCUGGGAUGUCGAGACAUUUGUUGACACUUUAAUUGAAUUGCAACCAAAUUUGAAUUGGGUAAAAAUAUAUCAAGAACUUGAUUAUCCGGAAUUUUUCAUAUCAGAUAUAAAAGGAUUGGAUAUCCUUUUGAAGGCGUUUAAAGCAGCAGUUAAGGAGCAACAACACUUUCCGCUAAAUGUAUUUUGGGGUCGUUGGGCAAAUAUUACUGGACAAUUCAGCGUAUUACGAUGCAUUUCGAAUGCACCAGUAGAAAUAUUUAAUAUCAAUGAGAUGCGCACGAGGAGAGUUUUGACUAUGGAGGACUUUGUUACCUCUGGUGCCAAUGUCAAAUCUUUGGCCCCUAUGUUGACUUCGCAGUCGUGGAAUUCUUUGGAUUUCAUUGAAACUCUAAUCAAACUUGCAGAUUCUGAAUUUUUCGAGAAAGUUCGAGAUUUAUUUGAUAAAGCUUCCAAACAAACCCCAGAGCUCGUGGUUUUAGGCCUGGCGCAAGUUCCGAAACCUUGGAGCUCAAUACAUCAGGAACUUAUUAAUAAAUUGUUGUCAAUGUUUUUAAUCAGUCAUUCAAGUUCGACACUAGUGUUGACACGUCUCUGGCAAGUUAAUCCUAAUCUGUUUAUUGAAGGGUGUCUUGACUUGUACAAGAAAGAUGCGAUGCAUAUUUCGAGAAUACUUGAUAUUGCACAAGAUUUAAAGAUAUUGCCACAAUUGCUGCAAGUCCAACAGUUUGUAUUCACAAUAGAUCUUGCUGCUCUUGCGUCCCGACGAGAAUAUCUUAAUCUCGAAAAAUGGCUACAAGAUAAUAUAGCUGAAUAUGGAGACCCGUUUAUCCAUGAUUGUCUGGAUUUUCUUCAUAGUAAGAUGGGAAUGGAAACAACGCGUGAUACUAAUGGGAAUAAUUUCUCUUCUGUUCGUCUCUCGAUGGAAGUUGCAGCUAUUUUCUUGAAGAUUUUAUUGAAUAGGUAA